UUUGACGGUUGUUAUUGGCAUAUUUAUUUUGUUAAUAAUGAUACAAGUACUUCAGUCGGGAUUUAGUGAGUACGACGAAAACGUGGACACCAGUAACACCAGUUCCAACAGUGAUGCCUCUGAGACCUGUUCAUCCAUUAGACUUAGUCCACCUGUAACCUAUAGAAGACCCGUCAUCAUAGAAGACUCACCUUCGUUGGUGCACAAAGCAAUAAUAUCUGACAAUGAAUGCGACAGUCAGAAAAAGAAAGGUCGCAUAAGCUACUCACUAGUUCAAGUCCGAAGACUGGAGUCAGUACUGACUAAGACACCGUACCCGGAUAUCGAGACUUUGGAGGCUUUGUCACAGGAAUUUGGGAUACCCCAGCAGAGAAUUAAGGUUUGGUUUCAAAACAAGCGUGCUCGCCGGAAACGUCUAUUACCCAGCAUUCACCGGGCCUACCCAUUUGUUCCUUUCCAUCCAGCAACAUCUAUCGGGCCAUCUGCUUCACCGUAUAGUUUUAUGUCUCCUGCAUCAGUCAUCCCACAUCCACCCUUCUACCAUGGACUUUCUGGAUCUGGUUCUACGUCCAUGAUGCCCAGCGGUUAUCUGUUCCCUGUGUUUCCACAACUAUACCAAUAGACGUCUAACCAGUAACAUAUGCCUUCCGGUUUUGAUGUUUUGAAGAAGAAGAUAAAAUUUAAACCAACAAUCAACAACAACUAAAUUCCCGCAGAAAGAUUUACAGUGUCUUUUAUUACAUUUAGUGUUUGGCAUGUUUAUAUUUACUAGUCAAUUGGUAUUUAUAGAGAAACACACUACAAGUGGACACAGGCCGUGAUAUGUGCUUUCUUGUCUGUGGGAAAGUGCAUAUAAAAGAUCCCUUGCUUCAUUAGGAACAAUGUAGCGGGUUUCCUCUAAUGACUACGAGUCAGAAUUACCAAAUGUUUCACAUCCAUUAGCCAAUGAUUAAUUAAUCAAUGUGCUCCAGUCGUGUCGUUAAACAAAAAAAAACUCUUAUAGAGAAACAAGAAUACAACAAUCACCUAACAGUAUUCCUUCGAUGAAGCCCACUGAGAUACGUUACCGUCAUCAUUUGAUAUGAUUCCACAAAGGACAGUAGACUAGUGAAGUUUACGAACAUGUUAAAGAAAAUUACGGAAAUUUACGAAUAUGUUCAAGCAUAUCACGGAAAAUUAUGAACAUGUUAAAAAUACGACGCACAUUUACGAACAUGUUAAAACAAAUGACGGACAUAGUUUACGAACAUACAUUUGAGCAUCAAAGGUAAAUGUAAAAGGCUUUAUGAAGUAGUAUUUAUAUGAAUCAGUAGAUGUAUUUAUGAGCUUUCCGGAAAAUAGUGCUAGCAUCAAGGGCAGAUACAGGAUUUUUGGUAAGGUUGGACAAUUGUGAAAAUAUGAACCUAUAUACGUUUCCUGUUUUAAAAACAAACGUGGGCGCAAAACAUAUCUCUAGAUCCGUCCACAUGCAUUCUGUCGUGCUUUGUAAAUACUGUUCACCAUCUGUUACUUUUUGAAUGUUUGUUAAGCAUAUUAUUCUACACACGUAUUUUGUACCAAAACAAAUAUUUGUCAAAACUGACACCGACCUAUAGUGAUUGGACCCGAACACAUAAUCAUUUAUAUUUAUAAUAUUUUGAAAAUAAAUAAAAAUAUAUGCACAAUU
Molecule: messenger RNA, 1666 nt
Organism: Gigantopelta aegis
Lineage: Eukaryota; Metazoa; Mollusca; Gastropoda; Neomphalida; Peltospiridae
Product: homeobox protein prophet of Pit-1-like
Exons: 3
Coding region: 38-622 (194 amino acids)
Biological process (GO): pituitary gland development
Molecular function (GO): DNA binding; DNA-binding transcription factor activity, RNA polymerase II-specific
Source: RefSeq, a predicted model, not a curated record